AUGGCAGAAGCACGUACAGCAACCGUUAACCGAAAAACAAACGAGACCGACAUUCAGCUGGACAUUAAUCUCGAUGCCAGUCUCGAUCAGCAGAUCCACAUUGACACUGGCAUUGGCUUCCUUGAUCAUAUGUAUCAUGCUCUUGCAAAACACGGUGGUUGGUCGUUGACUCUCAAGUGUAAAGGUGAUCUACACAUCGACGACCAUCACACAGCUGAAGAUACGGGCAUCGCCCUCGGUAUGGCGUUCAAGCAGGCUCUCGGUACGCCACGGGGCAUCAGACGAUUCGGUUCGGCUUUCUGCCCUCUUGACGAGGCACUUUCACGAUCUGUGGUCGAUAUUUCCGGACGCCCGUUCGCUGAUAUCAACCUGGAUUUGAAGCGCGAAAUGAUCGGCACGCUGUCAACCGAAAUGAUUCCUCACGUUUUGCUUUCGUUUGCGUUUGCUGCAGGCAUUACCCUUCAUGUGGAUGUAUUGAAGGGCACCAACGACCAUCACAAGUCCGAGUCGGCCUUCAAGUCCCUGGCUGUGGCGAUCAAGCAGGCUGUCGAAAGAACUGGGUACAGGAGGCUAAUCGUAGAUUCGUUGUUGGGUUUUCUAGAAAUAACUGGACUUAUAUCAGCUGUGGUUGUUCUCGGCCACUUUCUGCUAGAGUCGCCGUUAGCCAGCAAAAGUCUUAUGCUUUCCUAUAAGGUCGGACAUGACGCGUACGACAAGGGCGUCGACGAUUUCUACUUUGUGGGCUUCUGGGUGGUGGCGUUUACGUUUCUUAGAGCUAGUAUCAUGAAGUACAUAUAUCAUCCACUGGGCCGCUUAGUGGGUAUCGCCCCCUUUGGCAAACGACAGCGAUUCGCAGAGCAAGGUUUUGUGGUUACCUACUCAAGCUUAUUUUGGACCCUUGGCAUGUACAUCAUGUAUAACAGUCCGUACUGGUUCGACACAACGCAAUACUGGAUCGACUAUCCCCAUAUUUAUUUGACUCGACUGACAAAGUACUACUAUCUGAUGCAGCUGGCGUUUUGGUUCCAGCAACUGUACGUCAUCCACAUCGAGAAGCGACGGAAAGACCACUACGCCAUGUUAUUCCACCAUUUUAUCACGAUCACCUUGUUGGUGUCGAGCUACUAUACCAAUUUCACUCGCAUCGGCAAUGCGGUUUUGUGCUGUAUGGACGUGUCUGAUAUCCUCUUAGCAUUUGCGAAACUUUUAAAAUAUUUGGGUUUUACCACCUUGUGUGACAUAGCGUUCGCUACGUUUGCAAUAGCAUGGCCCGUGACACGUCAUGGCUUCUUUACGGUGAUUAUAUGGGCGACGCUAGCCGAUCCUCACAAGUACAUGGAUAUGAAGUGGGAGCCUGAAAAGGGUAAAUACUUUACUCCAUUUACCCAGAAACUGUACCUGUUACUAUUCCUGUUGCUGGAUGUCAUCAUGAUAUACUGGUUCAGCAUGAUCGUCCGAAUCGUUUUUCGGGUCAUCCAGGGCAAGAACGCCGAGGAUACCCGCAGUGACGACGAAGACGACGACGAAGAGUAA
Molecule: messenger RNA, 1533 nt
Organism: Zychaea mexicana
Lineage: Eukaryota; Fungi; Mucoromycota; Mucoromycetes; Mucorales; Lichtheimiaceae
Product: Imidazoleglycerol-phosphate dehydratase-domain-containing protein
Exons: 8
Coding region: 1-1533 (510 amino acids)
Biological process (GO): L-histidine biosynthetic process
Cellular component (GO): membrane
Molecular function (GO): imidazoleglycerol-phosphate dehydratase activity
Source: RefSeq, a predicted model, not a curated record